CAGUUCUUCACAAUCUACAUUGCUAACUUUGAAGAUGGCAAAAGGAGUAACACUUGCAAUUAUUUUUGCUUUAAUUUUUGGAGCUGCUGGUCAAUCACAAGUUCGUAUUGCUCGGGCGUGUGAAAACAGCGAUCUAAAAAUUGAUUGCAACGGCCACGGAACAAUUGAAAUAGUCAGUGCAAAUUACGGUAGAACAUUGUCUGGUGUUUGUCCUGGUGCACAAGACACAAAUAUAAAUUGUAACAACCAGAAAAUAUCAGUUGAGAUUGUUAACAAAAGUUGUGCAACAAAAACUUCGUGCGUUGUUCAUGCUUCCAAUGGAGUUUUUGGUGAUCCAUGCGUAGGAACUUACAAGUACCUCGAAGUGCAAUAUCGUUGUAGAAGACACGAUGUUUAUUAUGCAUGAGUAAAAAAACUGUAAAGUUAAUUAUUGUAUCAUUAAUAAAAUAUCAGUUUCAAAAUAAAA
Molecule: messenger RNA, 466 nt
Organism: Hydra vulgaris (swiftwater hydra)
Lineage: Eukaryota; Metazoa; Cnidaria; Hydrozoa; Anthoathecata; Hydridae
Source: RefSeq, a predicted model, not a curated record